This is a messenger RNA of Aedes albopictus (Asian tiger mosquito), 4191 nucleotides long. RefSeq names its product xanthine dehydrogenase/oxidase-like. Bases 519 to 4118 code for a protein of 1199 amino acids. The transcript has 4 exons. Lineage: Eukaryota; Metazoa; Arthropoda; Insecta; Diptera; Culicidae. Gene Ontology annotation, molecular function: iron ion binding; FAD binding; oxidoreductase activity. The record is from RefSeq and is a predicted model, not a curated record.
GGGCGAUCAUUUUCCACCGGCAGUUGUAAACAACAUCCUACUCAAAAGUCGAUCAUGCGUUAAACCUCAACACGCUUGUCUGGCUUUCAAUUUGAAACUUAUGCCAUACGAUCGUGGUCUACACAUACCGCACCACAGUUCGGAACUAGAGCUCGAAUCUAUAACAAACCACUAAACUAUGGCGGUCAGCUUCGCGAUCAACGGUCGUCCGUACCACAGUAGGAGUUUGCUGUAGAUUAUCGAUUUGGAUAUAAUUGUAAUUAUAAUUAUUUUGCCACCGUAGUAACCCCAACCGACGUCCCGAUCGAAACCAGUCUAAUCUCAUUUAUUCGAAACCAUGCGCACCUGACCGGAACCAAGUUCAUGUGUUCCGAAGGGAACUGCGGUGCUUGCAUGGUGCAUGCGACAAAGAUUCAUCCCGUUAGUAGGGAACCGAUGUCAGUCAAUUUGAAUUCGGUGAGCGAUUUGUGGUUUGAAAAAUUGGAUUGUUAAUUUAUUUCCUAAACUGAUAGUGUCUGAUGUCGGUUUACUCCUGCCAUGGGAUGGAUAUAACAACGAUCGAGGGAAUUGGACCGACAGUUGAAGGAUACAACAUCAUUCAACGGAGAUUGGCACGCUUCAAUGGAACUCAAUGCGGUCUUUGCUCUCCAGGAAUGGUAAUGAACAUGUACGGUUUGCUGGAGUCAACAAAGGGGCAAAUAACGAUGGAAGAAAUAGAAAAGUCCUUCGCAGGGAACGUAUGUCGAUGUACCGGAUAUCGACCUAUAAUGGAUGCUAUGAAGUCAUUUGGAACAGAUGCGUGCAGCGCGUUGCUUGCAAAGUGUAAAGAUAUAGAAGAUUUAGGAAACGAGUGCAACCGAGAUGAAAAAUGUGUGAAAAGUUGUCUGAAAUUUGUAGACAAGAAACCCAUUCAUAUGUUUUUCGGGAAUGACAAAGAAUGGCAUAAAGUUUAUGAUGUAAAUGAAGCGUUUAAAAUUCUGAAAGACAUUGGAUAUAAACCAUACAGCUUUGUGGCGGGAUGUACUGUACAGGGUGUGAGUAAUGAUAGAAGUGCCCCGAAGGUAUUCAUUGAUAUAAGUUCAGUUGAAGAAUUACACUCCCAUUGGAUGGGAAGUGAGCUUAUUGUCGGAGCAAAUGUGUCUUUAUCUGAGCUUAUUACAAUUUUGAAAGAAGCUGCUGGCAGAGAAGAGAAAUUCAAAUACUGCGAACAGUUGAGCAAUCAUGUGGCUAUGAUCGAUCACCCGUCAUUGAGAGACCUUGGAACACUUGCGGGGAAUUUGAGUAUGAAAAACAGAAAUCAAGGAUUUUCUUCAGAUUUGCAUGUUAUUUUGGAGGCGGUACAAGCUUCGAUAACAAUUACUGAUUGUGACGGUCGAAUUGAUUCUGUUAGCCCUCAGCAGUUGUGUCGGCUGGACAUGGAUAAAAAACUAAUCCUUAAUGUGUCAUUCCCACCUAUGCAUGCGGAUAAUUAUGCCUUCCGUUCGUAUCGCGUUGAAUCGCGAGCUCAAAACGGACGCGUCUUCGUUAUAGGAGCCUUUUUCAUACGAUGGUGUGCCAGACAACGAACCAUCGAGUCUGCGGCUGUUUGUUUCGGUGGAAUCAGCUCAACCUUUACUCACGCGAUUGAGACGGAAAAGGCCCUCUGCGGUAAAAAUCCCUUCAAUAACAAUGUGCUUCAGCAAACUUUAGAGGCUCUUGACUUGGACCUAAAGCCUUUUUGGGAUCCAUAUCAGGUUGACCCUCAGUACCGCAAACAAGCAGCAAUUGGAAUAUUUUAUAAAUUUAUGCUCAGUAUAGCUCCUAGAAAACUCGUAGAUUCAAAAUUCAUAUCAGGAUCAACUAGUUUUGAGAGACCAGUUUCAAGUGGUGCUCAAUCUUAUAAAACCUUUCCGCAAAGCUGGCCCCUAACCAAAAGCAUACCGAAACUAGAAGGGAUUUUACAAGCUUCCGGAAAGUCAUCCUACAUCAACGAUACACCCUCAAUGGCACACGAGUUAUAUGCCGCCUAUGUCAUCGCUACAAAACCCAGAACCAUCAUCAAAGAGUUGGAUGUAACUGAAGUAUUGAAUAUACCCGGCGUUGUUCAGUUUAUAUCUGCUGGGAACAUCCCUGGAAGUAACAACUUUAUGCCAUACGCAGGCACUUCAAAACACUAUUUUCCAUACGGCGAAGAAGAGGAGGAAAUUUUCUGUACUGGCAAAGUACUUUUUCAUGGUCAACCUGUAGGUUUGAUAUUGGCCGAAACAUUGGAGUUGGCCAACCGCGCAGCAAAAUCAGUUCGUAUAGAUUAUUCUGAACCCGAUGGGCCUUUACUUCCAACCCUGAAACAUGUUCUCCAAGCAGGUGCAAUGAAUCGCAUCAAACCAGCAGGUGCACCUCAGACGGGCCCCAACUAUGAAUCCACUAACGGUGGCUACUACAGAAUCUCCGGUAAGGUAGCGCUCGAAGGACAGUACCACUAUUCACUCGAAACUGAAAGUUGCAUCUGUGUACCUAAAGAAGAUGGAAUGGACGUAUAUUGUUCAACACAAGAUAUGGAUUACGUGCAAGUAACAAUUUCGGGAGUUUUGAAGUUACCACAAAGCAAGAUCAAUAUGAUCUGUCGGCAUGUUGGCGGUUCUUUUUCUUCAAAAAUAACACGCAGCUCACAGGUUGCCAGUGCCUGUGCUCUUGCUGCAUAUAUAACGCAAUGUCCGGUACGCUUCAUGCUAUCUCUAGAAUCCAACAUGACCUCCUUCGGCAAGCGGAAAGGAUGUGUAAGUAACUACGAAGUGUCAGUGCGAGGAGAUGGCAAGAUAGCAAGGCUUACCAACUCUUUCAUCUACGACUGUGGGGCUCACACAAACGAACCCAGUGAACUUUAUUAUAUCAAACAUUUCACGAAUAGUUAUGAUAGUACAGCAUGGAAACUGAUACCAAACCAAGCACGAACAGAUGCUCCUACCAACAUUUGGAGUCAUUAUCCUGGGGCAGCCGAAGCAGUCGCCACGAUCGAAACAGUCAUGGAGCACAUUGCGUUCGAAAGAGGUUUGGAUGCUCUUGACGUCCGUAUGGUUAAUUUUGUUAAGGGUAGCAAACUACGUGUGCUGUGCCCACAAUUCAGAAAAGAUGUAGAGUUUGACAGUCGCAAAAAAGAAAUUGAGCUCUUCAAUGAAUCCAACCGGUGGAAAAAGCGAGGCAUCUCCAUAGUGCCGCAAGAAUUUCCAGUAGAAUUCAAAGGUGGAAUGAAGGCUUGGAUUUCUGUUCACCAUCUUGAUGGGUCAGUUUCCAUUAGCCAUGGAGGUGUCGAAAUCGGACAAGGGAUGAAUACUAAAAUUAUUCAAAUUGCAGCUCACACGUUAGGAAUUCCGAUGGGAAAAAUAGCAAUCAAACCUUAUAGCAAUUUGAUUGCAGCAAACAACUUUAUGACGGUAGAUAUGUUUUCCACUGAUCAAUUGGGCUUCGCAGUAAUGAAGGCCUGUCAAAUUUUGGCAAACCGUAUGAAACCAAUAAGGGACGCAAACCCAGCCGCUUCGUGGGAAGUUUUAGUAAGCACAUGCUUUACGCUGAAUGUUAACCUAACCGCUUCUUAUUGGUUUACUGCGAGUGAAAUGAAAAACUACACCAUAUUGACCUUGGGAUGUAGCGAAAUCGAGCUAGAUGUCCUAACGGGUAAUGUCCGAGUAAUUAGAGCGGAUAUCCUGGAAGAAGCCGGUGGAAGUCUGAAUCCGGCCGUAGACAUAGGUCAAAUCGAAGGUGCAUUCGUUAUGGGACUUGGUUAUUAUCUCAACGAGUCACUGCAAUAUGAUCCAGAGACAGGAGCUCUGCUGAACAACACAGCCAUGACUUACAAACCUCCAGGGCCCAAGGACAUCCCUACAGAUUUCCGGAUUAAGUUACACCAAAACAACCCACACAAUCCAGCAGAACUAUGGCGUUUCAAAGCCACGGGAGCUUCGGCUUUUUCGAUUGCUGUUUCCGCUGUAUUUGCCUUGAGACAAGCUCUGAUGUCGGCCCGUAAAGAUGCUAAUCUACGAACUGAGUGGUUACCUCUUGGUCAACCAGCAACACCGGACAAUAUUCUACAUUUAACUGGAAAUUCAACCAAUCAGUACAUUUUCUCUAAUUGCACGAUGUGAAUAAAAUAGUAAGCCUGAAUUAUUUUACAAUGCUUUCCCAAGCGAUUUCAAAUUGUUUGAAUGAAUAAACAAA